This is a messenger RNA of Debaryomyces fabryi, 1743 nucleotides long. It is a transcript of the gene HIP1, whose product is annotated as Hip1p. Gene Ontology annotation, biological process: amino acid transmembrane transport. The transcript has a single exon. Gene Ontology annotation, molecular function: amino acid transmembrane transporter activity. NCBI's taxonomy places the organism in Eukaryota, Fungi, Ascomycota, Pichiomycetes, Serinales, Debaryomycetaceae. The record is from RefSeq and is a predicted model, not a curated record. Gene Ontology annotation, cellular component: membrane. Bases 1 to 1743 code for a protein of 580 amino acids.
AUGUCAGAUAAGGAUGAUGCUAGAAGCGUUGUCGAGAGUGCUAUUGGAGGAUUCAGUUCCAAUGACUCUGGAACAAACGAGAACACAUCAACGAGAUGGCAGAGUUUUAGAGAUUCAUUCAAGAGACCAGAGAAAGAGAAACCACAAGAAUAUAACGAUCAGUUAGAUGACAUAGAAAAAGCCAAUAUAGGUGCCUCAAAGUCACCUUUAUUAAGAGAUUUGAAAAAUAGGCAUUUACAAAUGAUUGCAAUUGGUGGAAGUGUGGGGACUGGUUUAUUAAUUGGAAGUGGGUCUUCUUUGAGAACAGGUGGACCGGCUGCAUUGCUUAUAGCUUGGGGGCUCGUAGGUACGAUGGUUUUCUGUACUAUUCAUGCAUUAGGGGAGUUAUGUGUUGCUUUUCCUAUCAGUGGUGCUUUUUCAAGUUAUGCUACAAGAUUUGUUGACCCAUCAUGGGGUUUUGCAGUGGGAUGGAACUAUGCUUUAAUGUGGCUAAUUGUGCUUCCGCUAGAAUUAGUUGCUGCGGCGAUGUCGAUUCAAUAUUGGGAUAACUCAAUCAACCCUGUUGCAUGGGUGGUUAUCUUUUAUAUCUUCAUUUUCGUUAUAAAUUUAUUUGGGGUUAAGGGUUAUGGUGAGGCCGAAUUUUUCUUAGCCAUAAUCAAGAUAAUUGCAAUUGUCGGGUUUAUAAUAUUAGGUGUUGUAUUGGUCUGCGGAGGCGGUCCAACCCACCAUUUCAUUGGUGGUAAAAAUUUUCAUAAUCCUGGAGCAUUUGCAAAUGGGUUUAAAGGUGUUUGUACCGUGUUUGUGACUGCAUCAUACAGUUUGGCAGGAUCAGAAAUGGUUGGGCUUGCAGCAGCUGAAACAGCUAAUCCAAAGAAAACAUUACCAAAAGCCAUCAAGCAAGUCUUCUGGAGAAUUUUUCUUUUCUAUAUUUUAUCGUUAAUGUUCAUUGGACUUAUUGUGCCGUAUGAUUCAGAUGAAUUAUUAGGAUCAUCUAGCAGUGGAUCUGCAUCUCCUUUUGUUAUUGCAAUUAAAAUCGGUGGUAUUGAAGCUUUGCCUUCAAUUUUCAAUGCCGUGAUUUUAAUCUCAGUCCUUUCCGUGGGUAAUUCAGCUGUUUAUGGAUGCUCUCGUACAAUUCAAAGUUUAGGAGCCCAAGGAUUAGGGCCCGAGAUACUUAAUUAUGUUGAUCGUCGUGGUAGACCACUAGCAGGAUUAGCAUGUUCAGGAGUUUUUGGGUUGUUAUGUUUCCUUAGUGCUUAUGAAAAUGAAGGUGAAGUGUUUAAUUGGUUGUUAAGUGUUAGUGGGUUAGCUACCAUUUUUUCAUGGUUUAGUAUUGGAUUGUGUCACUUAAGAUUCAGGGCUGCUUUGAGGUAUCAAGGAAGAUCUACUGAUGAAUUAUCAUUCACAUCGAUUACAGGCAUUUGGGGCUCUCUUUAUUCCAUGGUUUUCCUUAUAGUUGUGUUGGGUGUCCAAUUCUGGGUUGCAUUAUUUCCAAUUGGCAGUAAUGGCCAGGCAAAUGUAAAGAGUUUCUUCCAAAACUAUUUAGGAGUAUUCGUGAUAUUGUUGUUUUAUGUUUGUCAUAAAAUCUAUUCGAGAAAUUGGAGAUUGUAUAUAAAGUUGGACAAAAUAGAUUUAGAUACGGGUAGACGGGAAAAUGAUACUGAUUUAAUGAAUUAUGAGAUUGAUGGAGAUACAAAUGAAGAGGAGGUACCUAUGUAUUUAAGAAUUUGGAGAACCUUAGUUUAA